This is a messenger RNA of Uranotaenia lowii, 1582 nucleotides long. RefSeq lists its product as uncharacterized. The transcript has 3 exons. The record is from RefSeq and is a predicted model, not a curated record. Bases 85 to 1371 code for a protein of 428 amino acids. Lineage: Eukaryota; Metazoa; Arthropoda; Insecta; Diptera; Culicidae.
ACAAUAAAUCUUCUGCACAAAACCUCAUCUCGAGAUGUUGAAAAGCCACACCCUACAGAUGCUCAACCAAAUCAACCUCUGUCAAUGGCACAGCUCAUCACUUCCAACCAAGAUGUCGAACAACCUUCCACUGUAAACCGAAACUUCCAAGCGAGAAAUUAUCUGUUUAUAGUCAGCCGGCUUGAUGUUACUUCCCCUGGGAUCUACAAUCUCCGGCUGUCAGGCGCUGGUCAAGCGUCGAAGGACGUUUCAAAUAACGACGGACUAUUAUCAUCAUCGGGACUACGAAACGUCAACGUUAGCAAUGACUCGUCGUCGUCGUAUUCUGUGACCGUUAAAGGCGAGUACGCCCUGCGUCAUGGAAUAGAACUGCUGGAACUGGGUGACCCGGAGCUGGAACAGCGUUACGAUGACCUGGGUAGCAACGAGAUAGAACUGAUUCCUGGACAUGAUUCAUCUCGAAACGCCUUCGGUGGACUGAAGAAGCAGAAACAAACACGAAACACCAACGAGCAGCAGAUUCUAGCGAAUGGCGAAGGCAGCGAAGAAAGCGGCACUCUGGGACGGGCAGCAGUUCAGGCCAUUACCAAAGUGGACAUCGGAGCGAACUCACAGCUGAACGGUGCCCGCGGGUCUACGAUUCGAAUCGUAUUCGAAGUAACGAACUUCCGGGAGACGCCGUCAUUCUACAUUUUCAGCGUGAAUGAUGAGCUGUCUUUUCUGCGUGCUAUGGAGCCAACAUCAGCCCUGCUUCAACCACAGCAGACUGUGAACGUAGCAGUGACAAUGACGAUUGGCCCGAACGCAGAGAUAGGCGCCCGGGACAAAGUUACUUUCAGAACGGAAGGAGGUGACCGGGUGACGCAGGCAGCUUGGAUUACGGUAACGGACUCGGCUGGCCUCUCGGAUGCUUACCAACCAUCGAUUUGGUACAGCUACUCGAGUCGCUGUGAAGGCCGCUCUACGGCAGGAACCUGCACCGGUGCCUUCUGGACGGUAGACAUCACAGCUCGCGAUUACGAGACCGGACUGAUGCGAAUCUCGUCCAGCCCCCUAGGAAUCAUUUACAAAUCUCCAUUCACAGCUGGUUCCAGGGAUGAAGUGAAGGCAAGCUAUACGGCUUCCUGCUGCCAACCGAAGGUCACCAUCAGUGCUCACGAUGUAGCGAGAAACGUUCGUAGCAUCAACCUGGAUGUUACGGAUAUCUGGCUGAACGAAGCCGGUAUUGCGGCAGUAGUUUUAGGAAUAUUAUUGUUUAUAGCACUUAUAGUUUUGCUUGUUCUGCUGAUACGAUGGUGCAUCCGAAGAAAACGACAGCAGGAAUUGCCCAUUUAUCGCGGUGAUGCAAGAACUACAAGAAGAACUACUUAGUUGGAGACGGAUGAGAAUUGAAUUGUGAAUCAAAAGUUGCAUUACAUUCCUUUUAGUAAUACCACCAACGUACCAAAUUAUAAUGUAAUGGUGUUUAUAAAAACUUAUUGUAUAAUGUUUAAAUGAUUGCAAACUAAGUAAAACCAAAUAAAGGGUUAACUCUAGAUGUUGAAAUGAAAUCACCCGAAUACUUCGUACAAAUGUUUUACAA